UAUAUAUAUCUAUAUAUAUAAAGAGAGAGCAAGGUUUUCUAAAUCUCCCACCAAAUCCCAUUUGCGAAAUCUCCAAGAAAGUGAGAGUCUUUGAACGCUUUGAGGAAAAGAACAAAAAACUCAGAAGAGAUAAUGAUGAUGACGAGUAUGGCUCAGCAGGCGGCGGCGGCGAGUCAGUGGACAAGGAUGGAGGACAAGCUGUUCGAGAGGGCUCUGGUGAUGGUGCCGGAGGACUUUCCGGACCGGUGGAUGAGGAUCGCCGAGUGCGUGCCGGGGAAGUCACAGAGGGAGGUCAGGGAACACUACGAGGAUCUGGUACGCGACGUGCUCGAGAUCGAUUCGGGCCGGGUGGAGCUGCCGAGUUACACCGAUGAUUCUGAUGGGUGGGACUCGCCGAGUCAGAUCUCGUUCGGGUCGAGGACCAAGCACGGUGACGCUGAGAGAAAGAAGGGGACGCCUUGGACUGAAGAAGAGCACAAGUUAUUUCUGAUAGGGCUGCAGAAAUUUGGCAAGGGUGAUUGGAGGAGCAUUUCAAGGAAUGUGGUUGUGACAAGGACACCGACUCAAGUGGCUAGCCAUGCCCAGAAGUACUUUCUUCGCCAGACCUCGGUAAAGAAAGAGAGGAAGAGGUCGAGCAUACACGACAUCACCUCGGUGGAUAACAACAACUCGGCGGCUAUGCCUGUUGAUCAGAACUGGAUUCCUCCAUCAAGUGGUGGUGCAGUUCAGCAGCAGCCUGCACCACCACCUGCUUUGGCACAGAUGACCAUGCCGGGGCAUUUGCACGAUCAAUCGACCUCAUUUGGGUAUCAAAACUUUGGCUUUCAAAUGUAAAGAUGCAUAAUAACAGCUACAUGCUCUGUAUGUAAAGCAGUAGUCUUAGUUUAGCAAAUCCAAUUUGUAAAUUUCUGUGGAUGGUUUUGUUAGGUGUUAGGUGAUAAGGAAUUUGAUGGUGUAUUUAGUAUUCUUAAGUCUUUUAGUGAACUAAAGAAAUCAUCUUUGGUGGUGAACAUAGCAAGUUGAUGUACUGAACUUUUAGGAAUUAAUCAAUAAGACAGGAAUUCUUUUUGGCAA
Molecule: messenger RNA, 1074 nt
Organism: Alnus glutinosa
Lineage: Eukaryota; Viridiplantae; Streptophyta; Magnoliopsida; Fagales; Betulaceae
Product: transcription factor DIVARICATA-like
Exons: 2
Coding region: 133-834 (233 amino acids)
Molecular function (GO): DNA binding
Source: RefSeq, a predicted model, not a curated record